Molecule: messenger RNA, 1485 nt
Organism: Morchella sextelata
Lineage: Eukaryota; Fungi; Ascomycota; Pezizomycetes; Pezizales; Morchellaceae
Exons: 1
Coding region: 1-1485 (494 amino acids)
Source: RefSeq, a predicted model, not a curated record
AUGCGGAACAAACAGACGAAACGAAAAGACGCCAGCACGGUGGGCACCGUGAACAUGGUGGAAGCGGCAGAGACGGAGACGGCGCGCCUAACUAGCGAGAACGUUCGAUUGACGAUGGAGAUUGCGCGGCUGAAUGCGGAGAACAGUCGUCUAGCGCAGGAGACCGAGCGGGUUGGACAAUCGGCGGAGGGGCUGGCGUUGGCGAAGUCUGACUUAGCUACGGUGAAGGGCGAGCUCGCGAGUGUGCAUGUGCAGAGAGAGAGCGUUGCGGAGGAGCUUAGGACGGUUCGGCAUGAGUUGGGUGUUUUGAGGGCGGAGGUGGCGAGACUGGUGGGUGAGAAUCAAGAGCUAGAUAUGAGGUGUAUUCGCGUAGAUGAGGAGUUUGUUGAGGUUCGAGGAGAGCUGGUGAAGUUGAGGGAGGAGCUGCAGAUGGCGGAGGCGGGCAGUGUAGAACUGCAGUCUGCGAAUACACGAAUGGCGGAAGAGUUGGAGGCUGCAUCGAGACUGAAUGUGGCAAUGAAGGAUCGUGUUUCUGAGAUGGAGAUGGACGAGAUCCGAGCUGGUGAGGAGAUGGCAGUGUUGAGAGCAGAGGUACAGGCAUCGAAGAUGCAGACAGAGAAUCUGGGGGUCAUGGAUUUUAGCUUGCCGGCUGCUGAGAAGUGCAUCUCGGAGAGGGAUAUGGAGAGAAUUCGAGCGGGUAAAAGACCUACAACGCUGAGUGAGGAACUAGAAACGUCACAGGUGGGGAUGAAGAUUCUAAGUGGCCUUAAUUCAGGUCAAGGGCUGGUAGCUGCUAGUAUGAGGUCAGGUUCGGUGAUGAGGAAGCUCGAGCAGAUCUGGGACCACAAAAAUAACCUCAUCUUGGACCUACACAAUAGACUCAUGAAGGCUGAUCUUAAUGAGGAGUUGAUCCGAGACAACAACAACCAGCUGAAGCGCGAACUAAGGGCUGCGAUGCAAGAUUCCGAAUCCUUGAAAGAGCAGACGAAGAUUCUCCACGGGGAGAGUCACGCACUUGCCAAAGAUUUUGUUGCUGUCAAGACACAGUUAAAUUCAGUAAACAAUAGUCUUGAUAUGGCGCAGGCAGAAACAGAAGGCCUUGAAGCAAAUAUUAGACGACUGGUGGAAGAGGCUGCUGCAAAGGAUGGGGAAAUCGAGGCUAUGAUGUCAGAGCAGGGUCGCCUACGAAUUGAAUGCAACAGGUUGUCCUCCUCGAAUUCUGAGCUUGAGCAUCAAAAGGCCACUCUUCAGGAUGAUCUUACCAUAGAAAAGAAGAAAACCAUAGCCAGCUACCUGUCAUCACGGUCAAAGUUGGCGCUCAUGGGAGAGAAAUCAAGACAGCUAGAGGUCGUGUCUACCGAGCUCAGGAGUGCCACCGAAGAGAGAUCGAAGCUUCAGAGGCAGAACAGCUCAUUACGGCGUGCCUUGCAAGCAUCCGCUAGGGCACAGGGAAAGGUGUUUGUUGAGAGUCCAGAAACCAAGUAA